Messenger RNA from Schistosoma rodhaini, 3174 nucleotides. The record is from the annotation of a GenBank genome assembly. Lineage: Eukaryota; Metazoa; Platyhelminthes; Trematoda; Strigeidida; Schistosomatidae.
AUGUCUCCAACUCCUCCAUCCAAACGACAAAAAAUACUGACCUCUACAGAAAACAACAAUAAUAAUUUUCAUACAAAUACCAACAGCAACUUAUCAAACGGGAUGGAAGCUAACGGAGAAGUUCCUGAUUUGGACGAAAGUCUUUAUAGUCGGCAGCUUUAUGUUUACGGGGCCGAAGGCAUGCGCCGAAUGGCAACAACAGAUAUUUUAGUUAUUGGCCUGGAAGGACUUGGGCUCGAGAUCGCUAAAAAUAUUAUUCUGGCUGGAGUUAAAUCUGUUACGCUGUGUGAUGACACUCCCUUAUGUAUGGCUGACCUCACAUCUCACUACUUUGCAAACCUUAGUGACAUAGGUCAUCCACGUGCUGAAAUUUGUAAGAAUAAGUUAAGCGAGUUGAACAAUCAUGUGUCUGUUCGCGUGUUAAACAAACAUAAACUUGGUGCAGAAGACUUUAGGAAGUUUAGCGUAGUAGUGCUAAACCAGGCGUCUGAGGACCUAUGCGUGGAGUAUGGAAAUAUUUGUUGGAGUUUAGGCGUCAAAUUCGUCGUUGCUUCAACAUGCGGACUUUUUGGCAAAGUGUUUUGUGACUUUGGGACAGAUUUUGUAGUGUAUGAUCCAACUGGUGAAGUCCCACCCUCAGUUAUGAUUCAGCAAGUAGAAAAGAGCAAACAAGGACUCGUAACUUGUUUGGAGGAGACUCGUCACGGGUUUCAGGACGGUGAUUAUGUAACCUUCUCUGAAGUAAAAGGGAUGGUUGAGUUGAAUGGUUGUGAACCCCGAAGAGUCACCGUUGUUGGACCUGAUGUAUUUUCCAUUGGUGACACGUCUGAUUUUAGUUCAUACAUAUCUGGUGGGAUGUGUACGGUUGUAAAAAUGCCAUUAAAAAUAAACUUUCUACCUUAUCAAACAGCCUAUUAUUCCCCAGUUUUCAUGACAACAGAUUUCGUCAAAACUGAGCGUCUCGCACAGAUCCAUCUCUUCUUUAAGGCCCUCAGUGAUUAUAAGAAUAGCAACGGAUCUCUUCCUAAACCUUGGUGUAAAACUGAUUCCCGUACUUUCGUGGACUAUGUUCAUAAAGUUAAUGAGCAAAUGAAAAACACAGGUGCUUCAGUCUCAUCAAUUGAUGAAAAGCUAGCUAUGAUCUUUGGGUGCGUUUGUUCAGGUCAAUGUUCCCCUGUUUUGUCUUUUGUAGGCAGUUUCGCUGCCCAAGAGGUUAUGAAGGCUUGCAGCAGUAAGUUCACACCGCUGCAACAGUGGAUGUAUUUCGAUGCAACUGAGUGUCUCUCAAUGAGUUCAGAUGAAGAUUUCGUUGUUUCAGAGAAUGAUGCAAAGCCAAUUGGAUCUCGUUAUGACGGUCAGAUUGCCAUAUUCGGACGUGCGUUUCAGGAGAAGUUGAAAGGACUGAAGUAUUUUAUUGUUGGUUCAGGUGCAAUUGGAUGCGAGCUGCUAAAAAACUUUUCGUUGAUGGGCGUUGGUGCAGGGCCGUCUGGAAAAGUUGUUGUGACAGACAUGGAUCUUAUCGAAAGAUCAAACCUGAACAGACAGUUCCUCUUUCGUCCAUGGGAUAUCCAUAAAAUGAAAUCAGUCGUGGCAUCGACUGCUGCUAAAAUGAUAAAUCCAGAGUUUAAUAUUGAAGCUCAUGAGAAUCGUGUCGGCCCGGAAACAGAGAAAAUAUAUGACGACGAAUUCUUCGAAAAAUUGGAUGGAAUUGCUAAUGCGUUAGACAACGUUGAGGCCCGCACUUAUGUUGAUCGUCGUUGUGUGUAUUAUCGCAAACCGCUUUUAGAAUCUGGAACUCUAGGUACUAAGGGUAAUGUACAGGUUGUUAUCCCUUAUUUGACAGAAUCUUAUUCAUCUUCACAGGACCCUCCAGAAAAAUCAUUCCCUGCGUGCACUCUGAAAAACUUCCCUUAUCUGAUUGAGCAUACUCUCCAGUGGGCACGUGAUCUGUUUGAAGGACUUUUCGUCCAUCAGUCACAAGCAAUGAGUUCGUUUUUACAGGAUCCGCCUGGCUUUUUGGAACGAACAUUAUCAAAUCAAGGAAACCAACCUUUGGAGACACUAGAAACUUUAAAAACAAAUUUAUUAGACAAAAGACCCAAUAGUUUCGAAGAUUGUGUCACUUGGGCUAGAUUACUAUGGCAGGAUUUGUUUUCAAACACAAUCGCACAACUUUUGUUCAACUUCCCUCGCGACCAUGUCACUUCAACUGGUUCUGAUUUUUGGUCUGGAACGAAACGAUGCCCUCACCCAUUGCAGUUUGAUGUACAGGAUCCAACACAUUUGGAGUUUAUUUCGGCAGCUUCAAAUCUUCGCGCAGAAUGCUAUGGUAUCCCACAAUGUCGAAACCUGUCCAAGAUUUCCGAAAUUGUUCAAAGUGUGAUUGUUCCUCCAUUUGUUCCUCGAUCUGGCGUACGAAUUGAUGUAACCGAGGCAGAGGCUCAAGCAAGGUCAGCUGCACCUAUGACUGAUACAUCUCGACUUGAAAAACUUCAGAAAGCUUUACGUAGCUUUAGUAACACUUCAAGACUACAUAUCAACGUAAUUGAAUUUGAGAAAGAUGAUGACGCAAAUUUCCAUAUGGACUUCAUCACCGCGGCAAGCAAUUUAAGGGCCGAGAAUUAUGAAAUUCCUCCAGCUGACCGACUGAAAAGUAAAUUAAUUGCUGGUAAAAUUAUCCCUGCGAUUGCAACUACAACUAGUUUAGUAGCUGGGCUUGUAUGCUUAGAACUAUUUAAGCUUGUUCAAGGACACAAAAAACUCGAACUGUUCAAAAAUGCUUACGUCGAUUUAGCAUUGCCGUUUACUUCAUUUUAUGAACCUGUAGCACCUAUCAAAUCAAAAUACUACGAUACAGAAUUUUCUUUAUGGGAUCGGUUCGAACUUUCAGGUCCUAUGACCUUACAAGGUUUAAUUGAUUACUUCAAAGAUAGUUUGAAGUUAAAUGUAACAAUGCUGUCGCAAGAUGUUUCUAUGCUCUAUGCAUUCUUCAUGCCAGAGGCAAAGCGUAAGGAACGUCUAGCUAUGUCAUUAAGAGAUCUGGUGGAAGUAGUUAACAAACGCAAAAUACCUCCCCAUGUCAAAGUCCUGGUGUUUGACGUCUGUUGCAGCGAUGAGCAUGAUAAAGAUGUUGAUGUGCCAUAUAUCCGCUAUGUACUGGAACCAGCCAAAUAA